AUGUAUGUGUGUGUGUAUGUGUACGCUAAGUUAGCUCUCUUUGUUGGCAUUUAACAUUUAAGUAAGUAAGUAAGUAAGUAAAGUAAGUAAAGUUAACCGAAUAGGAGGAUUCGUGUUACUUGGCACAAGUGUACAAAAUAAAAUAUCACCUAAUCAACAACGUGUUGUACAAAGACUAUAGCGUAAACGAACAAGAAGAAAAAGAAAAAGAAGAAGAAGAAGAAGAAGUGUUAACUAUAAUACCGUGCAGUGUAUUACUACUACUACUGUUUUCCAUAUAUGAAAAAGAACACAACACAACAAGGACGACGAUGUUGGCUUCCCGCAUCAAAAAGGAACAUCUCGUAACCAAAGUUGCAGCAGUGACGUAUUUGUGAGGGUCUCGUCACCCCCACCUCCCUUGAUAAUCCUCCUCCUGACAACCCACUCAACACCUUCGCAAAAGAAAACAGGAAACGUGCCUUUUUUUUGCUGCGUGUGUCUCUCCUGCGUGUGUGUGUGUGUGUUUUUUUUUGGUUUAGUUUUUUGUUUUAUUCUGAUCAAUGUCGAACAUGUUCGCAUGUCCUAGAGAAGCCGUACGUGUCAAAGUGAAGAAAUGCGAGACCAGACAUCAACCGGAAUAUCGAAAAUUCAGCGUAGAUCCACAAAUAACAUCAAUCGAAGUUCUUCAAAGUAUAUUGAUCAAAGCAUUCGAUAUCAAAGGAGAAUUUACAGUCUCGUAUCGUGCGAUAGACGAUUAUGGAACGGAGACGUAUUUGUUCCUCCUCUCGGAUUGGGAUUUGGAUGCAGCAUUUAUCAGUGCUUCAGAACCUUACCUCUAUCUGCAAGUGAAUUUGAAACCAUUCGGUGAAACUGGCGAUUGCGACUGUUAUUGGGAACAGAAUGCUCAGGAAGUGGUUACUAGACAACAGGAAAGUGGAUUUCCUUAUAAAACACCAAAGUUACCAGGCCUCAUAAUGAAUAAGAUGGAAAGAACAUUGAACAUGGUACAACGAGCAUUGGGUAAUUUGAGCGACGAAUCGUCACACCAGCAAAGUGUUCAACCACCAAGACCACCAUUGAUGGAUGCGGAAUUUCGUCGUUUUUUAGAUCCUAUCGGUCAGGUGAUACAUUCUAAAGAAUUAAGGGCAGUCAUUUAUUUCGGUGGGAUUGAACCGAGUCUACGUAAAGUCGUUUGGAAACAUAUUCUCAAUGUUUAUCCUGAAGGAAUGUCUGGACGUGAAAGAAUGGAUUAUAUGAAAAGAAAAGCACAGGAAUAUCAAAAUCUUCGAGAAAGGUGGCGAGUAUUGGUACAGAAGGGUCAAAACGUUGGUGAUCUUGGAUACGUAACGAGUAUGGUUAGAAAGGAUGUUCUUAGAACUGACAGGCAUCAUAAAUUUUAUGGUGGUUCGGAUGACAAUCAAAACACAGCAAGUUUGUUUAAUAUUUUGACCACUUAUGCAUUGAAUCAUCCGAGUGUUAGUUAUUGUCAAGGUAUGAGCGAUCUGGCAUCACCACUUCUAGUCACUAUGAGAGACGAAGCCCAAGCUUAUAUUUGUCUUUGUGCGCUUAUGAGAAGAUUGAAGGACAAUUUUAUGUUGGACGGUAUCGCUAUGACCACCAAGUUUGCUCAUCUUGCUGAAGGUUUGCAACAUUACGAUCCAGAAUUUUACGCUUAUUUAAAAUCACAUCAAGCGGACGAUCUUUUAUUUUGUUAUCGCUGGCUUUUAUUAGAAAUGAAACGAGAAUUUGCCUUGGAUGACGCUUUGAGGAUGCUAGAAGUACUUUGGGCUGCACUUCCAGCCCAACCACCCAACGGUGAACUUAGUCUAGCUGAAGUACCCUUUCCACCACCCUCACCACCACCUAGUCCUAAUGUUAAACACAUUCGUGAGAACGCUUAUACGAAAGUAUGCGCGAUUAGACGGCAAAGUUCAUCGGCCAGUAUUGCAGCUAAUGGAAAAAGAAAAAAUAUUAGCAUGGAAGAAUCGGUAAUGCAAUCAACUUUGGAAAGAAACGGUGAUACUAAAAGAUCGAAUUCUCCUUAUGAGACAUCCUCGGAACCGGAAAAUGAUUUGACUUCGACUAAAAAUCGUCGUAAUUCCGAAUCUACAGAAAAAUGUUACAGUACUGAUUCAUUAUCAGGAAACUUAUCAGGAAAAUCCAAACGCGUUAAUUUAAUGGAAUUGAAAGAGAGAUUGUCUCUACAAAAUAGAGAUCAAAUUAAAGUUAACGAGCCAAAUGAUACGCCGGAAAAAAAGUGUGUCAAAGUUGUGAAAAAUUUGAACGAAUUUUUAAAUUUCACUAGCUUGAAUAGAAGUAAAGUAACCCCAAGUGAUACUGAACCAGAACUUAGAAGAGUUUCGAGUGAAAGUGGUGUAUUACGAGUUCUCAGGGACGAACCAAGUUCACCAGACGAUCCAACUGAUUUUUUCCCAAUGACUACAUCAAUGACUAGAGAAUUAAGACUGGAAUUGGAGUCACUCGAUCGACAAGUUUUUGGUCCUUCCCCACCGAGCGAGCAACAAUGUGAUUGUGUAUUAUCAAAACGAGAAAGCGAAUUAGCAGAAAGUGAAACGGAAACUGAAUUAGCUAGAUGUAGUCCAGUAGCAGAUGUGUUUGUGUGGGAAAAUCCAUUACAUACUUUGCAACAAAAGCAUCAUCCCGCUACACCGGACGAACAAGCUGAUCUAGAAUACGAUGGAGAAAUAUUGGAAGAUCAAAAUGGUGUUAAAUCCGUAACACCUAUUAGAUUACUCAAACGAAAUGCAAGAUCUGAAUCUGCAUCGGAUAGCGAAGGUACAGAAAGUUGGCAUCAAAAUACAGAAGCACCAGAAAGUCCAACGAAACAACCGGUUCAAGAACAUUGCGAGGAAGCAACGGAGCUUACAAAUUUGAUUCCAGCAGGAACAAGCGAGGAUCAAUCGGGAGAAAGUUCAUUACCACCACCUAACGAAUUUGGUGGUGGUAAUCCCUUCCUAAUGUUUUUGUGUAUUACAUUAUUGUUACAACACAGAGACUUUGUUAUGCGUAAUCAAAUGGAUUACAACGAAAUGGCAAUGCAUUUUGAUAAAAUGGUUAGGCGACACAAUGUGAUUAGAGUACUUAAUCAGGCAAGACAAUUAUUUGCCGGUUAUCUAAGAAGACAUUCCGUGACAUCGGCUGUUGUCAAAUCAGACUGUGUGAACGUUUAAAACGAAAGAUAAAUAAGAAACGACAAAAAUCUGAUAACAUAUUUUCCCAAUGGAGUUCUUCCGCUGACAAAUAUGUACGUAUGUGAGGAAUAAAUUCCAACAUAUAUUCUAUUACGUACAGAUUCAUUCAAACGGGGCUUAUUAUACGCGCACAUAUCUCUCUUGCGUAUUCGCGCUUAAGCGCACGUGUAAUCUAUGCCAGUAAAAAAAAUAAACUGUUCCAUAGUACUCGUUGAACGAAAAAGCUCUCCUAUCCACCCUCUCCCCCAUUUUUUGCAAUAUCUUACUCGAUACGAAAAAAACAAAAAACAAAAAAACUAAAGACGCCAAUAUUCGUCGCGUUAAUAUAUGUAGAAUUUUGACGCGUGCCUUGAAACGGUAUUCAGCCUUAGCCGGUUUUUUGAUAGGCAUACGUUAAAAUAUAAAUAAAAUUUAAACAAAAAAUUAAAUUCAAAAAAAGAAAAGAAAUAAGCCCCGUUUAAAAAAAAAAAUUUAAAAAAAAACUAAGCGUUUGCUUACGCACGACACAUCAUAUCUCAAAUACGAAUUGCACAAUACCAUCAGCACCGCUUCGAUAAAUUCUUUUUUGUCGGCGGACAAAUACACACACACACACACACACACACUCUCUCUCUCUCUUUUCGGCCGUACCUCGAAUUAGGAUUAAAUUCCCUUCUAGUUUAAAUUUGUAAAAUAUGUAUCUUAAAACUAUUUUAGCGGCUACAUCUCUUAAUUUGUUCUCAAACGAUUAUGCUUGAGAAACGACAAUAAAGUGCAUUUAAUUUUAUCUCUA
Polistes dominula (European paper wasp) is the source of this 3966-nucleotide messenger RNA. RefSeq lists its product as uncharacterized. Gene Ontology annotation, molecular function: GTPase activator activity. NCBI's taxonomy places the organism in Eukaryota, Metazoa, Arthropoda, Insecta, Hymenoptera, Vespidae. Gene Ontology annotation, cellular component: autophagosome. The record is from RefSeq and is a predicted model, not a curated record. Gene Ontology annotation, biological process: regulation of autophagosome maturation; activation of GTPase activity.